Messenger RNA from Sinocyclocheilus grahami, 723 nucleotides. Its product is annotated as TATA box-binding protein-associated factor RNA polymerase I subunit B-like. The annotation marks the transcript as partial. NCBI's taxonomy places the organism in Eukaryota, Metazoa, Chordata, Actinopteri, Cypriniformes, Cyprinidae. The transcript has 7 exons. Gene Ontology annotation, cellular component: RNA polymerase I core factor complex; RNA polymerase transcription factor SL1 complex. Gene Ontology annotation, molecular function: RNA polymerase I core promoter sequence-specific DNA binding. Gene Ontology annotation, biological process: RNA polymerase I preinitiation complex assembly; nucleolar large rRNA transcription by RNA polymerase I. The record is from RefSeq and is a predicted model, not a curated record.
AAAACGAGGGAGGUGGUGGAUGUGAACACCCUUCAUAGUAAACACAGCAGGAUCUCACAAAUAACAAGACCCAAAAAGAAAAGACCAGAGAAUGAGCGAGAGUGGAUGAUAUGUGAGGGAUUUCAGUUCAUCUUGAAACACCAGGCCAAGGCUUUGGUCAGUCUUGGGGUCUGCAUGAAGUUUGAGACAGAAGUUUUGUGGAAUUUCUGGACGAGAUACCUGCAGAACACACAGCAAGCUUUCACCAGAAAUCCAGUGUACACUCCAAGGUUUACGGUGAUGAUGGUCUCAGAGAGGUGUGUUCCUUACAUGAACAUUCAUGAGUCAUUUCCAGAGGAGCUGAGUCUGUUCGGAAAAGAUGUCCAGUUCUUUAAUGUUCGGUACCUUCCGUCCUACUCGCUGGUUCAUAAAGAAGCUGUGACUCUGGCUCGGAUCUUGCAAUUACCCUCCUUCCCAACAGUUUCGAAGGAUUGCUUUCUCCACCCGUUUCCGCUCACUGUCCGCUAUCUGUUGGAGGCAAACCUCCCAAAUGACCUUCAUGUUUGGGUCCACAAGGUUAUAAGACAGGCUGCUAUGGGGGACAGCUCUUUUCUGACCUUUGAACCCAGCAAGGAGAAGCCUCAUCUCUUGCGCUAUGACAUUCAAGCAGUAGCUGUCAUCAUUGUCACCUUGAAGCUCCUUUUCAAGUUGAAUGAUCAUGUGGAGUGGUACAUAACUUCAUAA